Acanthosepion pharaonis is the source of this 2214-nucleotide messenger RNA. NCBI's taxonomy places the organism in Eukaryota, Metazoa, Mollusca, Cephalopoda, Sepiida, Sepiidae. The record is from the annotation of a GenBank genome assembly.
AUGCGAACAAUUCUUUUGAGAAUUUCUUACCACCUUUUUUUUAUUUUGUAUAAUUCUUCCUUUCUCUCUCUCUCUCUCUCUCUCACUCUCUCUAUCUCUCUAUCUCUCUUUCUCUCUCUCUCUCUCUCUUUCUUUCUUGCUUUCGUUCCUUCUUUCUUUCUUUCUUUCCUCUUUUCUUUCUUUCCUCUUUUCUUUCUUUCUUUCUUUCUCUUUUCUUUCUUUCUUUCUUUCUUUCUUUUCUUUCUUUCCUUCCUUCCUUCCUUCCUUCCUUUCUUUUCUUUCUUUCUUUCUUUCUUUCUUUCUUUCUUUCUUUCUUUCUUUCUUUCCUUCCUUCCUUUUCCUUUCCUUCUUUCUUUUUCUUUCUUUCUUUCUUUCUUUCUUUCUUUCUUUUCUUUCUUUCUUUUCUUUUCUUUUCUUCUUUCUUCUUUUCUUUCUUUCUUUCUUUCUUUCUUUCUUUUUCUUUCUUUCUUUCUUUCUUUUCCUUUCUUUCUUUCCUUCUUUCUUUCCUUUCUUUCUUUCUUUUUCUUUCUUUUCUUUCUUUCUUUUUUCUUUUUCUUUCUUUCUUUCUUUCCUUCCUUCUUCCUUCCUUUUCUUUCUUUCUUUUUUCUUUCUUUCUUUCUUUCUUUCUUUUCUUUCUUUUCUUUUCUCUUAAGCUCUAUUAUUCUACCUUACCGUUUUCUUUCAUUUUCUUUAACUUUUCUUUCUUUUUUUUUCUUUCUUUUAUUUUAUCUGGGAUUUGUUCUUUCUUUCUGUUUUUACUACUCUCUUAAUUCGUUUAACUUUUUUCUUUUCUUUUUCUUUCAGUCUUUCGUUAUUUAUGUCUUUCUUUUAUUUUGUCUGAUCCAGUUUUUUUUCACUUUCUUUCUGUCUUUUUUCUUUAAUUUUGCUUUAAUCUUACUUUUUUCUUUCUUUCUUUUCUUUUCCUUUUUUCUUUUAUUAUAUCUUUUUUUUAUUUCAACAUGUUUUCUUUUCUGUUUUUAUUUAUUUGUUUCUUUUUACGACAUUCCUUCCUUUUUUUUUUCAAUUUCCUUUCUUUGUUUCUUGCUGGCUUCACUGCUGUCUUUCUUGCUUUCUUUUUUCAUUUUCAUUUUUCUUUGUUUAACUUUUCUUUCUUUAUCUUUUCCUUUCGUUUUCUUUUUUCUUUCCGUCUCUCUUUACAUCGUUUUUAUUUUGCUUAAAAAUCUUUCACUCUUUCUAUUUUUUUAUUAUUUUUUUUUUUUUUCUUUUGUUCUUUCUUUCUUUCUUUCUUUCUUUCUUUCUUUGGUUAUUUUUCUUUAUUUUAUUGUUAGCUUUCUUCUUUUUAAUUAUUUAUCUUCAUUUAGUCUUUCUUUUAUUUUUAUAUUCUUUCUUUCUUUCUUUCUUUCUUUCUUUCUUUCUUUCUUUAGUCAUUUGCUUAUCUUUUAUUUUUUGAAUUCUUAUUUUUUAUUUAUUCUUUUUUUAAUUUUUUUUCUUUCUUUCUUUUGUUAUUAUUUAGAUAUACAUUUUAUUUUUAAAAUUCAACUUUUUUCGUUAUUUCUGUCUCUUUUUUAUUUUUGGAAUUUUUUUCUUUCUUUCUUACUUUCUUUCUUUCUUUCUUUCUUUUUUCUUUCUUUCUUUCUUUCUUUCUUUCUUUCUUUCUUAUUCCAUUACCUUCUCCUUUAUUUCUUAUUUAUUUCCUCUUUUUCCUGUUCGCCCCCCUUUCCGUUCCUCUUUCUUUCUUUCUUUCUUUCUUUCUUUCUUUCUUUCUUUCUUUACCUUCUCCUUUAUUUCUUAUUUAUUUCCUCUUUUUCCUGUUCGCCCCCCCUUCCGUUCCUUUUUCUUUCUUUCUUUCUUUCUUUCUUUCUUUCUUUCUUUCUUUCUUUCUUUCUUUUUUCUUUCUUUUAUCUUUUUAAUUCUUUUUUCGUUCUAUCUUUCUUCUUCGUUUUUCAUUCUUUUUUUCAUUCUUCCUUCCUUCCUUUCCAUCUAUCUUUCUCUUUCCUUUCUUUCUUUUUUUUCCGACCAAAGUUAUUUAGAUUUUCUCUUAUUUUUAAAAUUCGACAUUUUUUCUUUCUUUCUUUAGUUAUUUAUAUUUUCUUUUAUUUAAAAGUUCUUUCUUUUUACUUUCUUUCUUUUUACUUUCUUUCUUUUUUCUUUCUGUCUUUAAUUAGCUUACUCUUUCUUUUAUUUUAUAUUCUUUCUUUCUUUCUGUUUUUUAGCUAUACCUUUUUUGUUCAGCAUUUCUUUUUCUGUUCUUGA